AUGGUUUCUCCAUCCCAAGUUUAUAGAUCUACUAGAUCCUCUGACAACGAGGUUAAAUCUUUCGAAGCUGCCGUUAUUCAAGGUUUAGCGAGCGACGGUGGUUUAUUCAUCCCACCUACCAUUCCUCAAGUCAGUGAAGAUGAGCUUUUCAACAAAUGGUCGAAGUUAUCCUUCCAAGAGUUGGCUUACGAAAUUAUGAAAUUGUAUAUUUCUGAAAGUGAAAUUCCAGAAAAAGACUUGAAGGACUUAAUUAAUAGAUCCUAUUCCACUUUCCGUUCAAAUGAUGUCACUCCAUUAGUAAAAAACACCACAGGUUCCUCGAAUAAUCUACAUGUUUUAGAAUUAUUCCAUGGUCCAACUUACGCUUUCAAAGAUGUUGCCUUACAAUUCGUAGGUAACUUAUUCGAAUAUUUUUUACAAAGGACAAAUAAGGACUUACCAGAAAACGAGAGAAAACAACUUACCGUCGUUGGUGCCACAUCUGGUGACACUGGUUCUGCUGCUAUCUAUGGUUUAAGAGGUAAGAAAGAUGUUUCCGUCUUUAUCUUAUACCCAACCGGCAGAAUUUCACCAAUUCAAGAAGAACAAAUGACAACGGUCGCCGAUGAAAACGUCCAAACCUUAUCUGUCAAAGGUACCUUCGACAACUGUCAAGAUAUUGUCAAAGCCAUCUUCGCCGACAAAGAAUUUAACUCCAAACAUAAUGUUGGUGCUGUUAAUUCUAUUAACUGGGCUAGAAUUUUAGCACAAAUCACCUACUAUUUCUAUUCAUACUUCCAAGCUACAAACGGCAAAAAGAAUAAGGUUAAAUUUGUUGUCCCAAGUGGUAAUUUCGGUGAUAUCUUAGCUGGUUACUUUGCCAAAAAAAUGGGUCUUCCUGUCGAGAAAUUAGUGAUUGCUACAAAUGAAAACGAUAUUCUAGAUAGAUUCUUGAAGUCAGGAACCUACGAAAGAUCCGAUGAAGUGGCUGCAACUUUAUCUCCAGCUAUGGAUAUUUUAAUCUCAUCUAACUUUGAAAGACUGCUUUGGUUUUUGGCCAGAGAAUAUUUAGCUUCCAACGAUGAUUUGAAGGCUGGUGAAAUUGUCAACGACUGGUUCAACCAAUUGAAAACGGAGGGUAAAUUCCAAGUCUCCUCCACUGCUAUCGAAGGCGCAUUAAAGGAUUUUGACUCUGAAAGAGUUUCAAAUGAAGAAACCAUCGAAACCAUCAAGAACAUCUACCAAAUUUCUGAAAAUCCAAAACAUUAUAUCUUAGACCCACACACUGCUGUCGGUGUCUGUGCAACUCAAAGAAUCAUGGCUAAGGAUAAUGAUGCUUCUACUCACUAUAUCUCUUUAUCUACUGCUCAUCCAGCCAAGUUUGCAGAUGCUGUCAAUCAAGCUUUAUCAUCUUUCCCAGAAUACUCAUUUGAAAAGGAUGUGUUACCUGAAGAAUUAAAAAAAUUAUCAACUCUUCCAAAGAAAUUAAGAUUUGUUGAAAAAGCUGAUAUUGAAUUGGUUAAGGUUGCCAUUGAAGAAGAGUUGGCCAAGAUGAAAUUAUGA
Molecule: messenger RNA, 1542 nt
Organism: Kazachstania africana CBS 2517
Lineage: Eukaryota; Fungi; Ascomycota; Saccharomycetes; Saccharomycetales; Saccharomycetaceae
Gene: THR4
Product: threonine synthase THR4
Exons: 1
Coding region: 1-1542 (513 amino acids)
Biological process (GO): L-threonine biosynthetic process
Molecular function (GO): threonine synthase activity; pyridoxal phosphate binding
Source: RefSeq, a predicted model, not a curated record